AUGGAUGCCAUGAGCCAUGCCUUAAGGAAGGUUGUCUGGUCACCAUUUUCAGUUGAUAUUGAAUGGGCCCCAAUGGCAGAUAGGUUCACCCGACCGCCUUUUAAUUCCUACGAGAGGAAAACUGACCCCGUGGAGCACGUCAGCCAUUAUAUCCAGAUGAUGUCUCUACACGCCCACAACGAUGCGCUGAUGUGCAAGGUGUUUCCCUCAAGCCUUGGACCCACAGCACUAAGAUGGUUUAAUGGGCUACGUAAGGGUUCUGUCCACAAUUUUGCCAAGCUAAUCCAGGAGUUCGGCGCACGGUUUAUAACCUGCAACCGGGUACCGCAAUCGGUAGAUGCAUUGCUUUCUAUGAAAAUGAGGGUGGGGGAAACCCUUUGCAAUUAUGCCAGCCAGUAUUGGGAAUUUUAUAACGAGAUAGGUGGGGGCAAUGAAAAGAUUGUAGCAAGCACCUUUAGAAUGGGACUCCCCAAGGACUCCGGAUUACGAGAAUCUUUGACUAAGAAGCCUCCUAAGGGUAUGAGGCAGCUAAUGAGGUGUAUCGAGAAGUACAAGCGUCUCGAAGAUGAUUGGCUAGAAAGUAAGGGUAAGGCCCCACUAGCGAACCGCCCUCAGCAAUCCGGAUUUCAACCAAGAGCCUAG
This is a messenger RNA of Quercus robur (English oak), 642 nucleotides long. RefSeq lists its product as uncharacterized. The record is from RefSeq and is a predicted model, not a curated record. The transcript has a single exon. The coding region runs from base 1 to 642 and encodes 213 amino acids. NCBI's taxonomy places the organism in Eukaryota, Viridiplantae, Streptophyta, Magnoliopsida, Fagales, Fagaceae.